AUGACAUCUGCUACCAGCGUCUCUGUCACCUUGAAGACCCCCCUUUUUGGACAAUCUAAGGUAGAUACACGUAUUGAUAAAAUCCUUUAUGCCUGUGUCUAUCGAUCGCACAGCGGUGACCAGAAGGCAACACGAUUAUUUGAUCACCUUAGUGAGGCUGCUGACGUGGCCCUAAAUCGGUAUCCUACUGCACAGUUGGUCUUUCUGGGGGACUUUAACGCUUGUCACCAAGACUGGUUGUUCCCAUACCAAAAGACCUUUCAAGAAUACUUUCUUAGAUGGUAA
This is a messenger RNA of Parnassius mnemosyne (clouded apollo), 285 nucleotides long. Lineage: Eukaryota; Metazoa; Arthropoda; Insecta; Lepidoptera; Papilionidae. The record is from the annotation of a GenBank genome assembly.